CAAAGAACAUAGCUUCAGUUUGAGUUCCGAACGUGGCUCUUACCGAAGCCCUUCCUUCCCUUCGUUCUCCACAUGAAGCCAUUCUUCCCUUCAUGGGUCUACGAACUUGCGCUUCUCGCAGCCUUGCUCUGCCAGGAAGCCACACACCGCUCUUUCGAGUGGGUCAAAAACCAGAGCAUCUCCAACCUCAGAACUCCUCCGGCCAUGCCUUUUAGAAGAGGCCCCUCAUUGGAGGCUGAAGUCGAGCGCGAAGCAGCUCAGCCCUCUUUGCCGAAGAUGAAGAUGCUUGAUCUGCCAGAACUAGCCAUUGAUUGCAUUUUGGAAAAGCUUUCACCAGCCGAGCUCUGCAAAAUGUCUGGUGUUUGUAGAGAUUUGAGGGAAAUGUGCACCAGUGAUCAUCUAUGGAAGAGGCAUGUGAUGGAGAAGUGGAGCAGAGUAAUAGGGGAAGCGGCGUGGAGGAAGUGGGAGCUGCAGGAUAAGUUAAGGAGGAACCUUUAUGUCGGAGAUGAAAGUGGAGGAGUCAGUUCGAUGGGGUGGAUGGAGUGGCUGGGUUGUGUGUGGCCUCUUGCAUGGCUUAAGCGCAGGAUUGAAGGAGGAAGAAAGCUCAAGAGCAUUAUGACGGUUGACUCUCUCUUUUCAUUCUAUCUGGCGCUUGAGAGUGGCAGAUUCUCUUUUCCAGCUCAGGUUUACAAUCGCCAGAAUAGAAAUGCUGGGUUUUUGUUGUCAUGUUACGAUGCGGAGAUUAGUUACAAUUCUCGCACAAACAAGUUCUAUGCCAGGUAUCCACCUCAUGGUAAAAUAGUUCCAGCAAUAGAGGAAGUGACAUGGGACAGAGUAAGAGCUCCUAUUGGUACUUCGGCUCAUGAUCUUCACAUUUCAGACUGCUUAACUGAACUGAAUCCUGGUGAUCAUAUUGAGGUUCAGUGGAGAAGGAGCAAAGAGUUCCCAUAUGGUUGGUGGUAUGGAGUUGUUGGUCAUUUGGAGGUUUGUGACAGAAGUGAAAAUCGCUGCGGUUGUUAUGAUAACGACAACAUUGUGCUAGAGUUCAACCAUUACGCUCCUGGAUCGAGAUGGAGGAAGAAAAUCAUUAACCGAAAUGAACAUAGAGAAGAUGGAAGCGAAGAUGGUUUUUAUGGAGGAAUUAGGAAGGUUCAAAAGAAGGAAGAUAUCUCUGUGUGAAAGCAGUUCUGACCACCUGAAGUUCAGGACUAACUUCUACUCCCUUCUUCUCUCUUACACUUUUGACUCACUACAAGGUGGUAAUCCUUGGACUAGUAAAAUGGCAUAUCCACAGCAAGCGGGAGUUUGUUGAUUUAUGGUUGUUUCAGGUAGAUUUCUAUAAUUUGAAUGGAUGACCGUGAAAUCAUAGUUGAUGUAACUUAAAUUUAUUUGGGGUGGCUACAAUUUUUUGGUAAAUGUGAUAGUAAUUUUGUCAUGAAAAAAAAACUAUUUUUUCAUCACAGAUGUUUAGAAAGCAGUAAAAAAGCAGUGGUCAUGCAAAGGUAUGAUACUAGCUUAAAAGAAAAGCAGUGAAAAAAUUGCUUAAAUUUUGGUUAUUUAUUUCAACUUUAAUAAAAGUUGAUUUAAUUGGAGAAAAGUGUGAUCUCUUCUCAAAUUAAUAAAAUUAUUGAUAUACUUGGUAUUCCUACUAAAUCUCUUCCAAUAAAUACCUUGGAGUGCCCAAAUAUAAAGGGAAGAGCCAAUACAUUAUUUGAUGAUAUUAUUAUGGAAGUGUGUAACAUAUUGGAUAGUUGGGGCUUUCU
Messenger RNA from Phalaenopsis equestris, 1763 nucleotides. Its product is annotated as F-box protein At2g26850-like. The record is from RefSeq and is a predicted model, not a curated record. The coding region runs from base 73 to 1179 and encodes 368 amino acids. Gene Ontology annotation, molecular function: protein binding. NCBI's taxonomy places the organism in Eukaryota, Viridiplantae, Streptophyta, Magnoliopsida, Asparagales, Orchidaceae. The transcript has 5 exons.